Messenger RNA from Oncorhynchus gorbuscha (pink salmon), 1248 nucleotides. RefSeq names its product glycogen synthase kinase binding protein. Bases 115 to 597 code for a protein of 160 amino acids. NCBI's taxonomy places the organism in Eukaryota, Metazoa, Chordata, Actinopteri, Salmoniformes, Salmonidae. The record is from RefSeq and is a predicted model, not a curated record. Gene Ontology annotation, cellular component: cytoplasm. The transcript is spliced from 2 exons.
GAGGGUUACUUGAUCGCUUGCUUUUCUGCCGAGCAACGUGGUGAGAGGAAGGAACUGAGCUACGCUCCCAUUCAUUUCGAAAAUACAGCUGAGAAACACACAAAAUACAACAAAAUGCCUUGUCGAAAGGAGAACUACAUCCUCUUGGAGCAGUCUGUUACCGUCGAUUCGAAAGAAGUGGACGCUUUGGUCACGAAAAUCGGCGAGGCGCUGCAGCUUCACAACAAUAGUGCUAAUCAGAAGACGAUGUCGUGUCUCCACGGUCUCAACGGCAACUGCAGCAGUAGCAACAUCAAACAAGCUAACAACAACAACAAUGGCGUGGCCCAGCAAAAACGAACCGGGUGCUGCAUACGGCUUCGAAACCGGGGGCUACGUAGUAACAGAGCUAGUCCAUACAGCUUCCCUGGCUCAAGUAACCAGGAGUGGGACAAUUUCAAACCUUGGAACCGAAAGAGGAUCAGCGCAGCUGUCGAGAACGACGACCCACAUCAGUUACUUCAGGAAUUAAUAUUGUCUGGAAAUCUAAUCAAAGAAGCGGUCAGGCGGCUGCAGUUCUCUACGACGGAGUGUGGAGAUCUUUCGGACAAUCUGUAAUGCUGAUGAUGCGGACAAUCUAUUAAUUAUCGAGAUGUUACGGACAAAACGAAAAUACUAUUUUGCUGACCUAGCCAGCUAUAACGUUAUACUAUACAUGUUUAACGAUUAAAUAUAACUAGUUAUGUAAACCAAGUGAACGCUUUACGUUGACCUUGUUUACAAAUCUAAUCUAUGGCCGCCAGUAUUGCCUGUUUUUGUAUUUGUCCGUUUAUAUUUGAAACGAUUCAAAUCAAAGGUCUUACGUUACUAGUUAGCAUGCUAGGCUAGCGCCACACUCAUGCCAGGAUGAAUUCCAAACGUCCCUAGCAGCCCAACACUGACGGCAGCUUUGUAUUUCCUUUACAAAGAAGGAACGGGAUCAACAACCAGCUACCAAAACCGUGUAAGAGCCGGAGGCAGGCGACAUUUCAAAUGGUUGACUAAAUGUCUCUUCGAACUGUCUGGGCGGUGUAUUUAAAAAAAAAAAAUUAUGAUGGGACACUGUUGUGCUUAACCUUAUAAUUCCAAUGCGGAUUUGUGUUUAUCAUUUUCCAAUUGUCUGUCAAGUUAUUUACCAUGACCACUUCGCAACGAAGUAUUUCAUAAUGUUCCUGAGUAUUCAGGCCUUUUUGGUGUCUUAAAAAUAAACACGGUGUUUUUUUUCUUCAA